AUGCAUCUCGUUUUUUCUGAUUUAGUUAAAGCACAAGAUAUGUAUCGACGAAUCUUUGUCAUUGAUUCUACCGAUGAUGUGAAGUCAAGUGUUAUACAGGAACUCAGCCAUCUGGAUUUCCAUGAACAACGUUUAACAAAACAUACAAGAAACGAUUUUAUAGAAUUUGAUCCUUGCAUACGCGGCGAUUGUGCAUAUUUUUUUACUAAUGCUACUAUACUUAACCAAGUGGAUCUUCAUACAAAUGGUAAGAGUCAGCAGUCACUGAUUAAGGAUCAAUUGGAAAACUAUCUAACUGAUGGAAUUCAUUUAAUUUUGUUCAUCGCAAAUAACGAUAAUUUGAAUACGACAGCCUAUACUAAUUUUUCUUUCAUGGUCUCUACUUUCUGCGAUGGGAAAGUGCCUGCAAUUUGCGUUACCAACGGUUAUGAAAAUAAGAUGAAAUCUAAGUAUCUUCGAAAUUAUUCGGAAUUUGUACUUGAUGUGAACUAUGGACGUGAACGUUCAAAGGCAAUUAAAGAUUUGUGGAAAGCAAUUGAGAGCAAUUCGUUAAAGCCGAGUACAGAGCCAAAUUGUGCCAAUCAGUUGAACAAAAAGCAUAAUAUAAAUACAGAAGAGAAAUCAACAUUGAAGAUAGCCAAUGGAUCAUGUUCUCGAUCGAUCGACUCAAUGUGCCAAAACAAAGAAAAAGACAAACCAUGCGACAAUUUUGCUAACGAAUGGAAAUAUAGUGUUGUUCCAGGACUUUUUAAUGAAGCAAAUACAGACCUUGCAAAUCUAAUGAGACGGUGUGAAGAAUACAAAUCGUGUGAUUAUCUUUAUAAUUGCGUUUUGUUAACGACCGGUUCAUUGAAUCCUGUUCAUCGUUCUCACAUAAAAAAUUUAGAACUAGUGAAGAAACAUCUUGAACGAAACAGUCCGCGGUGGAAUGUUCUCGUAGGCUAUCUUUCUCCUACUCAUGAUUUAUACGUGCGUGGUAAAUUAGGCAAAGCAACAAUACCAGGCUGUGAUCGAUGUGAUCUUUGUGAACUAGCGAUCAGAGAACAUGAGCGUGAAACGACAGCUUCACAUUGGCUUAGUGUAUCUCGAGCUGAGAGUGAAUAUCACCACGGCUUUGUCGAUUUCGGUCCAACGACUGAGGCACUUCGCCAAUAUAUAAAUUCAGCUCUUGUCGGUUCUGAUCGACUUUUCAGGAAUCCAAUCUACGUGGUUUAUGUCUGCGGUCUGGAUCAUUUCAACAAAUGUCCCGAUGUCAGACGUUUGGCCAGAGAAAAAUAUAUUAAAUGCGCAGUUAUCUAUCGCAAGCAAUGCGACGAACGGCAUAUCUCCACAUUUGAUGAAUCAUCUAACAUCAUCUAUGUUCCUUUAGAAGGCGAACGUAAAGACCUUAUCGACAUAAGUUCGACUGAAAUUCGACGUUGCUGGGAAAACUCGUCGUAUGAUAUUACACAGUUUACGUACGCUUCUGUAGCUGAUCGUUUAAAGUCCAUGAACUUUCAUUUCCGUUGA
Rotaria socialis is the source of this 1509-nucleotide messenger RNA. The record is from the annotation of a GenBank genome assembly. NCBI's taxonomy places the organism in Eukaryota, Metazoa, Rotifera, Eurotatoria, Philodinida, Philodinidae.